AUGGAUGGACGCAAACGGCUCAGUGGGUGGCAAUACAAAAAAGUAGCCGAAGAGAAGAAAAAAAAAUUGACAGAAGUUGUAAAUAAAACUGCGAAGCUUGAUACAUUUUUUACAAGAAGUAACCUACCAGUGCCACCAGAACCAGUGCUUUUAGAAAGUGUCAAAGAAUUUUGUGAAGUAGAACUAGAAGUAUGUUCCAUAUUAACGCCUUCAGCUUCAACAGCUUCAGCAUCAGUGCCUUCAGCUUUAACAUCAACCCCUCCAGCUUCAGCAUCAGCCCCUUCAGCUUCAACAUCAACCCCUUUAGCUUCAGCAUCAGCCCCUCCGGUUUCAACAUCAACCCCUUCAGCUUCAGCAUCAACCCCUUCAGCUUCACCCUCAACCCCUUCAGCAUCAGCACCUUCAGCUUCGUCAUGUGUUGAUACUGACAAGAUCAAACCAGCUAUAUCCGAAUUAACUUUUGUUGUUGACGAGAUUGAAGAUCAAUUAACAGUCUCUGAACCUGACUCUUCUGUCCAUUUGAAACCAAAUUAUGAUCCUGCUUUAUGGAUACCCCUUCCUAACUGUCCUGUUUUUGCCCAUAAAUCGACAGCAAUGACCGAUUAUGGCUCAAAGCCUGCGGGCACAUUCACAGGUGAGCCGUCGCCGAGUAACGAAGCCGAAUUUUCACUUCACUCCAAAUCAAUCAUUCUCAGCCAAAAUAGUCAUAAAACUAUAAAAGAAUUGUUGAGUUUGGGAAUUACGAGCUGCAUGAUGUUUCACAAAAUAAUAUCAACAACGAUUUUAUUUACUAUUAUUGUAAUCUUAAGUAAUGGAAUAUCACGGUUGUAG
Diabrotica virgifera virgifera (western corn rootworm) is the source of this 831-nucleotide messenger RNA. Its product is annotated as putative protein TPRXL. The record is from RefSeq and is a predicted model, not a curated record. Lineage: Eukaryota; Metazoa; Arthropoda; Insecta; Coleoptera; Chrysomelidae. The transcript is spliced from 2 exons. Bases 1 to 831 code for a protein of 276 amino acids.